This is a messenger RNA of Amoebophrya sp. A120, 1590 nucleotides long. The record is from the annotation of a GenBank genome assembly. Lineage: Eukaryota; Dinophyceae; Syndiniales; Amoebophryaceae.
AGCCACAAUUGUGUGUCGAGCAGGAAGUUCACUAUUGGUACCGAUUACUAAUAGAAUCAUUCCCCGAAACAGGAGAUUUGCUUCGUCUUUGAAGUCGUUUUCGUUCGGACUCGCCAGUAGGACAGAAUAUUCUCCUCGAUCAUAAAAAAGAAAAACGUAAUCCUCCACAACACUCACGCCAAAAGAUGUUGCUUCGUUCCUUCUCGCUUGCAAUCGUUGCCGAUAACGGUGUGGGUACGAGUUCGCACGUGCUGCGGACCGAGAGAACCGGGCUGGCACAACCUACUACCGGGCUGGAGGACCCCCAUGGCUUACCGCCAUCCGAAGCGUUUGACCAUGCUGAAAAUGGAGACUCUUCGACAGGUUCGGGCGGCGUCGCCGUCACCAUCGCUCCGCUUUUUCCACUGGCCGAAGGCGAAGAUGGCGUGGACGAAACGGUGGAUGCUGGAAAAGGCAGCGCAGCUCCGGUGGCCGUCAACGUCCAGCAACCGCAGCACACUGCGCAAGACGACCAUACAGGCCCUGCGGCAGUGUCUGUCGAAUUGCUGUCAAGCGGGCACGCCGACGCUGCGGCCGGUGGUGCGAACGGUGAGCUCGAGCAGGGGGAGGCGGUCGGAAAGAGGUCGUCUCGGGGACUCUGGUUGCGUCGGGAGCCGCGCGCUGAGGCUGUGCAGGCGCUCAAGGCCGCCAUUGGCGAAAGUCAAAAGAAGCGAGGGAAUUUCUGGGUACUGGCUUCUGUUGGUCAGGAACAAAGAAACUCUGGUCUGGACAUUACUUCGUUUUAUUGCGACUCGGGCUGCUUUUAGAGACAUCGACUCAACAUACUAGUCUAGGUGAACACCUCUUGUUUAUUCGAAAAACAAAAACCAACAACAGGAACACUACCUCCGCCACGCCCAGGGUUUCGCGUUGCUUCUGUCGGGCAUCUUACUCGGAUUUCUUUUCGCACGGCAAGGGCGCAGCUCGGGAGUCCAUUCAGUGCAGCAGCCGACCGCGUUAGCGAAGAGCGGGGGGCUAACGGGAGAGAGAAAGAGCUCCAGUCAAUCACUGUACGUCUACAAGUUGUCGACCUCUUUAAGUGAUGAUAAAAGAUGAACUGUUUUCUUGGUCUUCCUCGUUCCCUGCUUUCCACUUCUAAUUUAUGAAAACUCCAUAGCAAAUCCAAUCUCUCUUGUUCACAGCCCCCUGCUUCUCCCGACCACUCCAGUCCUGUUCCCCACCACGCCGCGCAGCACGAAGGGCGACGCCUUCUUCCUGCACCCGGCUGCUGGCAAUUCCGAGAUGCUCUCCGAGAUGCUUUCCCCCAUUGCUGUGGAGCGGAGCCCGACGCUGAGUGACGUGAUGGAGGAGAUUGAGAUGGAGACCAGCACCAGCAGUUGUAGUGAACAAUCCAGCGGCAGUGACUACGAGACAGACACGUCCAUUGCGACGUCGUCCAGUGAAGAAGAGAGCUCCCUCAUCGGCGCCACGGAGAUCCGGUUUAACAUCACGCCGCCGGCCAGCAUGGGAUUCUUCUACAAGCUGUUCGGCAUUGGCGGAGACGCCAACGCGGAUGGUGAACUGCGGGAGGAAAUCCUGGUCACUUCGUGA